Molecule: messenger RNA, 1574 nt
Organism: Eruca vesicaria subsp. sativa (arugula)
Lineage: Eukaryota; Viridiplantae; Streptophyta; Magnoliopsida; Brassicales; Brassicaceae
Source: the annotation of a GenBank genome assembly
AAUUUAAGUGACCGGAGAGAAUAUACAAAAGAGAUCUCACCGGCGAAAUGGACGAGUCGUGGCGUAUGAAGAUGGGUUUAAACAUUGAUCCCUUCUUCUCCAUUGCUCGAAGAUCCAUGGACGCUCGCAUCAACGCCGAAGACUUCGCCGAUGUUUUCGGAGGACCGCCGCGUAGCGUCCUAACCCGAAAAUUCUCCGGCGACUUUUCCCGCUCCGACUGCUUCUACGACGAGAUUUUCCGACCACCUGGGAUUUCCUCCGGUGGCACUCUUCCGUCGUCUAAAUCUCACGGCAGAAACUUACCGGCGUUUAGGAUUCCGUCCGGCGGAGAUGGAUUUUACGACGGCGUGUUCGGCGGUCGCGGUGGGACGGCGAAGGAGGGAUCCAAGAAGCAGAGUCCGGUGGCUAAAUCGAGGUCGAAUUCCUCGUCGAUGCUCACUUCGGAGGAGGUCAGUCCUCAUUAUCCGCCACCACCGGCGGGGACUUCCGGCGAUGAUGCCGGAAUAUCUUCUUUUACUUCUAGACUCAGACCGUUAAACGUUCCGUCAAGAAGUCAUAAGCGGGAAUCGAAGAAACAGAGUUUCCCGGCGUUUCCGACAUCUUUUGCCGGUAACGAUAACACACCGGAAAAACCCAAUUUUUAUUGCAAAAACCCACACUUCGGCGGCUCUCGAAGAUCCUCGCCGGAGACCAUGAGCUUCAGGAAAAUGGAGGAUUUAGGACCGAGCUCUCCGGCAUCUUCCCCUGUGUCUUCUUUAGAUGAAACAGAGGAAAAACAGAGAGACUAUAAAGUAGAACAAGAAGAUGAUGAGGAUGAGAUGAGCUCUUACGUAAUCGAAAUAAACUCAGACCGGUUUGAUCGAAACAGAGAAGGAGGAAGUGGAGGAGGAGGGAACUCGGACUCGAACGACAUGGAUGAAGCAAUAGCAUGGGCUAGAGAGAGAUCUCAACGUCCAGAAACAAAGCAUACACAAGAAGACUUUAUGUAUUCCAGAAGAAGCCAAGAAGAAGAAGCCAAAUCAGAAGAAGAGAUGGAGAUGGAGAUGAAAGAUGAAGAGAUAAGAGUCUGGUUAACCGGAAAAGAAACCAACAUAAGACUCCUCCUCUCAACUUUACAUCAUGUUUUGUGGUCAAAUAGCAAUUGGCAGGCGAUACCUUUGGCAAAUCUUAGAGAUGGAUCACAAGUGAAGAAAGCUUACCAAAAAGCUAGGCUUUGUUUACAUCCUGAUAAACUUCAACAGAGAGGUGGAACUUCACCUCUUCAGAAGUCUGUCGCCAGCAGAGUAUUCUCCAUUCUUCAGGAAGCAUGGGCUGUGUACGUAACAAAUGAAGGACUCUCAAGCUAAACCGGAAAGCGCAAAUCACUUUUUGGUUUGUAGUAAACCGGAGAUGUUCAGAAUCAUCACUUAUUAUAUAAUGAAGAAUAAGGAAAAGGAAAAUGAGAGUUUGUUUUCUUUUUUUUUUGUAAUAAUUCUAUAGUCAUAUGAACAUUCCCAUCAUCCCAUGUGUUGCAUUUGGGUCUUCCAUCGUCAAUGUUCUUAUAUACAACAAAAUGUUCGAAAACUAUAUUAAAG